AUGUCUACCCAAUAUGACUCUGCGGCCACCCUGUUAAACGCGACCUGGGUGGCUGUGCUUUUGAGUGAACGAGACGUCGCCGGUCAAAUUCCACUUAAUUUUGUAACAAAUCCCUCCGUGUCUCUAUCAGCUGCCUGCUUCGGAAAUCGGAUCUAUGACCGAGUGUCCGCUGCGAAAUGCUUUUCCAACCUCCUAGCAAUCGGGUACAGACGGCUGGUUGUCGAUCUAUAUUGGUCGGUUGAUCGUAGGGCCUGGUCUUUCUGCCCGGUGUCUGUUCCGGUUGAUCCUGAUGUGACCAUCUCCUCGGAGACCUCUACUGAGAACAAGGCUUCGCAAACCUCAACGAUUACAGCGAAACCCACAACCACUGGCGCUAGCGCAGACCCUGCAUCUGUUACCAGCGCUAGCGAUUCACAUGGACACACCCUAUAUGAGCUGGGCUCCUAUAGAUGCACCGAUGGCCUUGGUCCUGACACCUUGUCGGAAGUGCUUGUGGGUUAUUUCCGGGACACAAACUCCCAGUUGACCGUGUAUACGACCUAUCUUGUCCUUAAUCUUCAUGUCGCCGCAAGCGAAUCUACGCCAGAUGAGCCCGCUUCUGCCAUAAAAGGGACCCAAAUGCCAUCUGAAACAGAACGCGCUGGCUCAAUUUUCGGAACGGCCCUAGCCGACUUUACCUACAGCCCUGCGCAGCUUGUUUCCGACCGAAGCAAUCUGAAUAGGUCAUGGUAUCAAGUCGAGCAGAGCUAUAUGCCUAUCACAGAGUACUUUACCGUUCAUGAAAAUGAAGCAGGCGAACAGAGUACCCCAGAUGGCUGGCCAUCCUCAAAGUACAUUCAACUUGCGAAACGUGAUCGAGUGCUUGUCGAAUAUGGCUCUAUCGAUUCCCAACUGACGGGUUAUGAUUUUUCCACGGAAAAAAAUAUGGUUUUCCCUCCAGGGCAUCUGGGUUCUAAUCUGAAGCCCUUCACAACAACUAACGGCACUCUCACAUCGGGUUGUCGAUAUGAGCCCAAGGCCACAGAUGUAUCUCAAACCAACUCAUCAUGGGCAAUGUCGAAUGUCAUUCCUGUUCCUGAUGGUCUGUUGACCGAUGAAACUAUGGCCUCUCUGUCCAAUGUCCUCUCUGAAAUAACAGCCUGUGGUCUUUCGCCAACACUCAACACCACCCUCUUCGGUCAGACUGCUGAUGAGCACGUUGAGCACUAUCGCAAUUUCUCCCUCUCGGCUUCUUGGGCUUGGGCUAUUGGUGAGCCACAAGACGCGGAGUAUGCCGGCGGCGACGGUGAUCCUAAGUAUGACCGCUGUGCGAUCAUGGAUCUAACGCUCGAUGGCCACUGGCGGUCCACGAACUGCACCGACGAGCGCCGUGCCGCCUGUCGAAUCGGCAAUUCGCCAUUCUCCUGGGUUCUAUCUGACUCUCCUACAUAUUUCGGCAACGUCUCGGGGACCUGUCCACCUGGAUCAAGUUUUGCAGUCCCGCGCACUGGUCUUGAAAAUACGUACCUCUACAACCAUCUUCUCUCUCUGCCGAAGACAACGAUCGAUCCUGGAUCCACAAAUCCUGUCCAGCGAGAGGUCUAUUUGAAGUUCAAUUCCAUUGAUGUUACUUCCUGCUGGGUAUCUGGUGGCCAUGAGGCAAAAUGUCCCUAUGCCUCUGACCCGCAGCAACUUGAGCGCAAAACUGUACUUGUUUCCGCGAUCGCGGCUAUCAUUAUUCUUAUUAUCACAGCCUUGACUUUCUUUGUCAAGUGUAAUGCCAACCGCCGGAACUCUCGGCGCAGAAAGCGUGUCAUUGAAGGAUGGGAAUAUGAGGGUGUACCUUCAUAA
This is a messenger RNA of Penicillium paradoxum, 1830 nucleotides long. RefSeq names its product Lectin C-type domain protein. The transcript is spliced from 2 exons. The coding region runs from base 1 to 1830 and encodes 609 amino acids. The record is from RefSeq and is a predicted model, not a curated record. NCBI's taxonomy places the organism in Eukaryota, Fungi, Ascomycota, Eurotiomycetes, Eurotiales, Aspergillaceae.